Pseudogymnoascus destructans is the source of this 375-nucleotide messenger RNA. RefSeq lists its product as uncharacterized. The coding region runs from base 1 to 375 and encodes 124 amino acids. The transcript has a single exon. The record is from RefSeq and is a predicted model, not a curated record. Lineage: Eukaryota; Fungi; Ascomycota; Leotiomycetes; Thelebolales; Thelebolaceae.
AUGGAUUUUUCGAACUUUUUGAAUCCAGUGGAGGAGAGAAUACAAGAGGUGGAGGGAGGCUUAGAUGAGGACAUAAUUCUACAGGAGGUGAUGGCUCCAUAUAUACAGGUUUUUGAUGCUCAAUAUGAUGACGAUGAGGAGCCCCAUCGUCCUGUGCUGACCACACAGAACGCUAUACAAGCCCUCCAAGUUCUGAUUGAGUUCUCAGAAUCUGAGAAUAGUGGCAUCACGGAUCCAGCAUCAUUUUCGCGCUCUUUAGAGCGCGUGGAGAGGCAAUUAGUGGCCAAACAGCCAAUGACUUGGUUCAAGGCACGUUGGAUGGAUGGAUGGUUUAGCUUAGGGGCUACUUCGGGUCUACUUCAGAUCACUUUCUAA